GGCUGUUAACAGUUUUGCGGGGGGGUUCCCUCUCCCAGAGCUGUUGGCGGUUUCCUAGGAGCCUCUGGGAACUUUCAAUGCCUCCAAGACCCAAAGGACUGGAAGUGUAAUGGUGCAACUCGAGGCACUGGGAUAGGCUUUACCUGAGUUAACCUGGGAGCCAGGGGUCAGUUCAAAUUCUUAUCAACUAAUACCCUGCUCGGACCCUCCCCCGUUCCCAUGGGCUUUGCGUGGGCCCCACAAACCCACAGCUCGGGCUGGGAAAACGGGGUCCCCCAAAUUAGAAGGCCUUACUGUGAAGGAGGCUUACUGCUAGGGCUUGGGGACUCCCCCGGACCGUGCCUACCCCGCUCCCUGACUGGACUGCCAGAACACAGAGCUCCCCUUUCCUGUUCCGCUCCGCUCUGCCCCGCACGCCGGCUGCAGGAACGCGCCUCCGUCGGGCCGCGCCGGUGCACGAGAGCUCGCGCCUCGGCGCGGGAGCGCGCCCCGGGGAGAACCCGAGCAAGAUGGAGGCCGCGCAGAGGCCGCCGCCUGGGCCCGGCAAGCCGCCUCUGGGAGCGCAGAGCCGCGGCGCCUAGGCCGUGCCAGUCCCGGACUCACCGCUCCGGACCGGGCCCAGCUCCCGCCCGGCAGCCCGGCGGUCGGUCCCGGGCCGGCGGCCUCCGCCAGCCGCCGCCGCCGCCGGCCCCGCCCCCGGGCACCAUGCUGCCCUCGCAGGAGGCCUCCAAGCUCUACCACGAGCACUACAUGCGGAACUCGCGGGCCAUCGGCGUGCUAUGGGCCAUCUUCACCAUCUGCUUCGCCAUCAUCAACGUGGUGGUCUUCAUCCAGCCCUACUGGGUGGGCGACAGCGUGAGCACCCCUAAACCUGGCUACUUCGGCCUCUUCCACUACUGUGUGGGCAGCGGGCUGGCGGGCCGAGAGCUCACCUGCCGCGGCUCGUUCACCGACUUCAGCACCAUCCCGUCCGGCGCCUUCAAGGCGGCCGCCUUCUUCGUGCUGCUCUCCAUGGUGCUGAUCCUCGGCUGCAUCACCUGCUUUGCGCUUUUCUUCUUCUGCAACACGGCCACGGUCUACAAGAUCUGCGCCUGGAUGCAGCUCUUGGCAGCUCUGUGCCUCGUGUUGGGCUGCAUGAUCUUCCCCGACGGCUGGGACGCCGAGACGAUCCGAGACAUGUGCGGGGCCAAGACUGGGAAGUACUCCCUGGGGGACUGUUCGGUGCGCUGGGCGUACAUCCUGGCCAUCAUCGGCAUCCUCAACGCCCUCAUCCUCUCCUUCCUUGCCUUCGUGCUGGGGAACCGGCAAACUGACCUGCUGCAGGAGGAGCUCAAGCAGGAGAACAAAGAUUUUGUGGGCUCUACAGUAAGCUCUGUGUUGCGGCCAGGGGGUGAUGUCUCCGGAUGGGGAGUCCUCCCGUGUCCUGUUGCUCACACACAGGGACCCUGAAGGCCGGAAUCACAGCCCAGGAGUUGAUCUGCCC
Bubalus bubalis (water buffalo) is the source of this 1483-nucleotide messenger RNA. RefSeq names its product LHFPL tetraspan subfamily member 4 (gene LHFPL4). Gene Ontology annotation, cellular component: plasma membrane; inhibitory synapse; postsynaptic membrane. The transcript is spliced from 4 exons. NCBI's taxonomy places the organism in Eukaryota, Metazoa, Chordata, Mammalia, Artiodactyla, Bovidae. The record is from RefSeq and is a predicted model, not a curated record. Gene Ontology annotation, biological process: gamma-aminobutyric acid receptor clustering; sensory perception of sound. Bases 220 to 1449 code for a protein of 409 amino acids. Gene Ontology annotation, molecular function: GABA receptor binding.